AUGAAGAGCUAUCUAUUCGCAGCUGUAGCUGCUAUAGUCCCAAAUCUUGCAUUUGCCGUGCCCACCUGCACAGGCGAGAAACAAUACUUCUUCGACACAAUCCCAGCUUCCGUCGAUUUAAAAUGGUAUCCGUGCAACCAGACUUACGAGUGCGCACGCCUCUCUGUACCAUUGAACCCUCUUGAACCCAAGAAUGGAUUGAGAAGUGAAAUUCCGAUCAUAAAACGUCCUGCAAAAUGUGGCUCGGGCGAGUACAAAGGCAUAAUCCUGACCAAUCCAGGUGGCCCAGGUGGUUUGGGUAUUGAGUUUAUCUUCACAUACGGCGAGACAAUCGCAAACUUCACUGGACCUGGCUGGGAUAUCAUUGGGUUUGACCCCCGUGGUAUGGGAUAUAGCAAGCCCAACGGUGCUAUCGGGUGGAACGGUGUUCCACUUGUAGCACCAAACCUACAGAACGCUACCUAUCUUACCCAAGAACAACUAGGGAAGCGAGCUAUCAGGCCAGACCACUAUGGCCUCAAGAUUGCACCUCGUCCGGCUGCAUGGAUCGAUACAGUGAUUGAGUCGGGAGUUGAGUUUAACGAACUCCUCCAAGCCAAGGCAAACGCUGAUAAUCAAGCUGUUCCUUACAUGACGACCCCAAAUGUUGCUUUCGAUAUGUUACAGAUAGCUAAGGCGGACGCCCGUCUUAAGGGAAAACCUGAAGAUAAUGUCCUUGUCAAUUACUACGGUCUCAGCUAUGGUUCAGUCGUCGGCCAAACGUUUACAUCUUUGUACCCACAGCACGUGGGUCGGUUUGUUAUUGACAGUGUCGUAGACCUUGAAGAUUGGUACAAUGCCGAUAUCAGGUCGACUCUGCAACAUACAGACGAGGGCGUUUCCACUUUCUUCACAACUUGCUUCGAUGCCGGUCCGGAGAAAUGCGCUUUCUUCACUGGGCACACAUCAGGUGCUAUCCGCGACCGAUUUAACAAUCUAUGGGCAAACUUCGACACCGCCAGAGGUAUUCAAGAAAACUGGGCGAAUGUUACUGAUGUCUCCGUCGGACAAGAAGUUAUGAAGAACAUUCUCAUUCAAGUUCCAUAUAACGCUAUCGUCACUUUCCCAGCCUACGCCAAGACUUUGGCGACCGUCGAAGCAUUGGUUAAAGCGAAGAAUGCCACCGCUGCGAAUAUGGAGGAGAUCAGUGUUCAAUGGACAGGACCACCAGACCCUAGCGACCCAGUUCGAGGAGAAAACGCAUUAGAGGCUUGGUGUUCAGACUCAAAUGAUCCUCGUAUGGUAGGAAGUGACUUGCCCGUUCCUCAAGAAUUUAUCAACACCGUUCACAACUACAGUGUUUCAUCCGGUGAACGUUUCAUUCAAGUCUACGGAAUCUGCAGUCGCCUCAAGCUCAGACCAAAGUGGAGAUUCAGCGGCAAGAUUGGUGGUGCUACUAAAACUCCGGUUUUGUUCGUUGGACUUUCAAAGGACCCUGUCACUCCCUUUGAAAACGCAGAGAAGGCUAGGACGCUACACAAGGGUGCCAAAAUGAUAUAUGUUGACGCUGUUGGUCACGGAAUCCUUGGUCAGCGAAACUGGUGUGUGUUCGAUAAAGUCAGGGCUUACUUCCAAAAUCUCACCUUACCUGGUCAUGAUAACCGCUGCCCUCGAAGCGAAAUUCCUUUCCAAUAUAUCCCAAAGACUUCCCGUGAAAAGCGAGAAGCUUGGGACUCGAUGGCUCAUCAUCGCAACAUCCUUAGGAUGCAUCGUUCUAUUGGGCUCUUGUAG
This is a messenger RNA of Orbilia oligospora ATCC 24927, 1770 nucleotides long. RefSeq lists its product as uncharacterized. The transcript is spliced from 3 exons. The record is from RefSeq and is a predicted model, not a curated record. NCBI's taxonomy places the organism in Eukaryota, Fungi, Ascomycota, Orbiliomycetes, Orbiliales, Orbiliaceae. Bases 1 to 1770 code for a protein of 589 amino acids.